Molecule: messenger RNA, 1665 nt
Organism: Talaromyces atroroseus
Lineage: Eukaryota; Fungi; Ascomycota; Eurotiomycetes; Eurotiales; Trichocomaceae
Exons: 3
Coding region: 1-1665 (554 amino acids)
Biological process (GO): transmembrane transport
Molecular function (GO): transmembrane transporter activity
Source: RefSeq, a predicted model, not a curated record
AUGGGCCGCCACGACGCCGCAGAGAAAUCCCUUCAGGAUCAAAGAAACAUCCUACCCAUAGGUCAACUAGUGAUUGUCUUCAGCGGUCUAGCAAUCUCGCUACUAAUCUGCUUCAUCGACCAGAAUGGGCUUAGUGUCGCGCUCCCCAGUAUCAGCAAGGACCUCAAUGCCGAAGACACCAUUUCCUGGGCUGGGACGUCCUCGCUAAUCGCCAACGCCGUCUGCACCGUUCUUUAUGGACGAUUGUCUGACAUCUUCGGCCGCAAGAGUGUCUAUAUCAGCGUCCUGAUUCUCCUCAGUGUCGCCGACCUGCUAUGUGGUCUGGCCGUGGACCCGCCUAUGCUCUACGUCUUCCGUGCAAUGGCCGGUAUUGCUACUGGCGGCAUCACCAACAUGACCAUGAUUAUUGUCAGUGAUGUGGUGACGCUGCAGGACCGGGGGAAGUAUCAGGGUAUUCUGGGUUCGUGUGUCGGACUGGGCAACGUAAUCGGUCCUUUCAUCGCGGCUGCGUUUGUGGAAAGGGAUUCUUGGAGAGAUAUCUUUUACCUGCUCUGUCCGUGUGCGGCGGUGAGUGCCGUGGUGGCUUGGUUCCUGUUGCCGAGUAAAAUGAGACCGGAGUCGAUGAAGAGUCAAGUGAAGAAGAUUGAUUUUAUGGGUACCAUCACCUCCACUAUCGCCAUUGUUUUUAUUCUGAUUCCCAUAUCCGGUGGCGGUCUCUACUUUCGAUGGGAUUCGGCGCUUGUAAUCUUUUCUAUCUUCAAAAGACCCGUCGCCACGACUCUGUUAUUGCAGAGUUUUCUCCUUGGAGCUGCAUACCAGUCCUUGCUGUAUUAUUUGCCGCUCUAUGUUCAGAAUGCACGAGGCUGGUCCCCAAUCCAAUCUGCAAUCUGUUCGUUGCCCAUGGUCUGUUUCCAGUCCACUUUGUCCAUCCUAUCUGGACAGUACAUGUCACGAUUGAAUCGCUACCAUGAGGUUAUCUUUACUGGCUUCGCUCUGUGGUGUCUCGGAAUCGGAUUAACGCUGCUAUGGGAUGGGAGCACGCCCAAGAGUCAACUGUACGGCACUCUGGUCCUCGUCGGCGCUGGCAUCGGCUGCACUUUCCAGCCAACCCUGGUCGCUCUCCAAGCGCAUACUCCCACCUCCCAGCGCGCCGUUGUGAUUUCCAUUCGCAACUUUUUCCGUUGCACUGGCGGUGCCGUUGGCCUAGCUAUAUCAGCCGCAAUCCUACAAAGCGUGCUCAAGGCCAACUUGCCGGCUGGGUAUGAAUAUCUGACACGCACAACUUAUGCGCUCCCUGAUCAAGGCAGUAUCCCGGCUGCGGACUGGGACGCUAUUGUGCAAGCUUAUAUUAAGGCAUCGCAUACUGUGUUCAUUUUUCAGGUGCCCUUGGUGGGUGCUUGUGUGCUCGGGUGCUUCUUUAUCCGGGAUAAAGGUUUGCAGAAGCAGGAGGAUUCCAGCAAGAAUAAUAAUAAAGAGGGUGUCAAGAAAGAGCAGGGACAGGGUCAAGUACAGACAGAUGCAACAGAGUCCCAGGCAACGACACAGAUUGAUACUGAUAUCGAGUCGGGGAAUAAUGCCGAAACAAGGGACCGUGAUGUUGAAAAACAAAUAGGACGCGAGGACGGCAAGAAGGCCGACAAGGCUGACGAAGCCUCAAUUGCCUAA